This is a messenger RNA of Rasamsonia emersonii CBS 393.64, 651 nucleotides long. RefSeq names its product Extracellular conserved serine-rich protein. NCBI's taxonomy places the organism in Eukaryota, Fungi, Ascomycota, Eurotiomycetes, Eurotiales, Trichocomaceae. The record is from RefSeq and is a predicted model, not a curated record. Bases 1 to 651 code for a protein of 216 amino acids. The transcript is spliced from 5 exons.
AUGCAGGUCAAGGUCGCCGCUGCUCUUGCGUUCGCCGUUUCUGCGUCUGCUCUGCAGGUCCAGUACCCGGCUCAGGGUUCCGAACUCGACCUGACCAAGCAGAACACCAUCAAAUGGGCUUCGGUUAGCACCGACCCUUCCUCCUUCGACAUCUACCUCGUCAACAAUGCCGUUUACCCCCCGGUGAACCAGCUCAUUGCGAAAAACGUCGAGACCUCCAAGGGCUCAUACACCCUGGACGGUCUGAAGAAUGUGCCUGCCGACAAGGGCUACCAGAUCAACCUGCAGUCCGACUCUCCUCAGAACACUGGCAUCCUCGCCCAGUCCGGUCAGUUCAGCGUCGUUUCUGCCGGCUCCUCGACAACCUCUGCGUCGUUCACGGCUACUACGGCCACUGACGUGACCUCUACCUCCACGAGCACUGGCUCGAGCACCACCCUCACUACCACCACCUCCGCCAGCAGCAGCAGCUCUGCCUCUGCUUCCUCCAGCGGCGCUUCUUCCAGCUCGGCCUCCUCGACUGCCAGCUCUAGCGCCCACGCUUCCGGUGCCAACGCCUCUUCCACCAGCACCCCCAAUGCUGCCGGCACGUUGUCUGUCUCGACUGGCGCUAGCAGCCUUCUGCUGGGUCUCUUUGCUCUCUUCAUGUAA